This is a messenger RNA of Gadus chalcogrammus (walleye pollock), 3087 nucleotides long. It is a transcript of the gene psmd3, whose product is annotated as proteasome 26S subunit, non-ATPase 3. The coding region runs from base 110 to 1657 and encodes 515 amino acids. Gene Ontology annotation, molecular function: enzyme regulator activity; protein binding. Gene Ontology annotation, biological process: regulation of protein catabolic process; ubiquitin-dependent protein catabolic process. Gene Ontology annotation, cellular component: proteasome complex; proteasome regulatory particle, lid subcomplex. The transcript has 13 exons. NCBI's taxonomy places the organism in Eukaryota, Metazoa, Chordata, Actinopteri, Gadiformes, Gadidae. The record is from RefSeq and is a predicted model, not a curated record.
UCCUGUAUUGACCAGUAGGGUCUGUAUCCCAGAGUCCUUUGCGCACCACAAUAGUUGCCAGUCAUCGCCGAACGAAACGAGCGAACAUAAUACUGUUUUCACAGACACUAUGAAGGAGACAACAGCGAAACGACGCGAGAAACCCAAGGACUCCAAAGCCGACAAGCAGAAGGAUGCGGGCCCCGACCCGCAGGACGUGGAGAUGCCCGAGGAAGAUGCAGCUAACGCCGUCAAACUACCCAAGGAACUGGAUAACCUCACUCUCGACGACAUCAAGGAGCAUGUGAAGCAGAUAGAGAAGGCGGUGUCUGGGAAGGAGCCGCGCUUCGUACUGCGCGCUCUCCGGGCGCUCCCCUCCACCAGCCGCCGUCUCAAUGCUAAUGUGCUGCACAAGGCCCUCGCUGGCUUCUACACCAGCAACGCCACGGCCCGGGACUACCUGCUGGGUUUCCUGGAAGAGCCCAUGGAGACAGUGGAGGGGGACAUCCCCUUCCGGCCCAGGACAGGGAAGGCAGCCGCCACACCUCUGCUGCCUGAGGUGGAGGCCUACCUCCAGCUUCUGGUGGUGGUCCACCUCACCAACAACAAGAGCUACACAGAGGCCCAGAGAGUGUCUGACGACCUGCUCCAGAGGGUCGGCUCUCAGAACCGCCGGGCUUUGGACCUGGUGGCCGCCAAGUGUUAUUACUAUCACUCACGCGUCUACGAGUUCCUCAACCAGCUUGACACCAUCCGCAGUUUCCUCCACACCCGGCUGCGUACGGCCACGCUACGUCACGACGCAGACGGGCAGGCCGUGCUUCUCAACCUUCUGCUGAGGAACUACCUCCAGUUCAACCUCUACGACCAGGCCGAGAAGCUGGUGUCCAAGUCGGUGUUCCCCGAGCUGGCCAACAACAACGAGUGGGCCAGAUACCUCUACUACACCGGUCGCAUCAAGUCCAUCCAGCUGGAGUACACUGAAGCCAGGCGGACGCUGACCAACGCCCUCAGGAAGGCUCCUCAACACACCGCCGUGGGCUUCAAACAGACAGUCCACAAGCUGUUGAUUGUGGUGGAGCUGUUGCUAGGGGAGAUUCCAGACAGACUGCAGUUUAGACAGCCCUCACUCAAGAGGUCCCUCAUGCCGUACUUCCUUCUCACGCAAGCGGUGAGGAUGGGUAACCUGGCCAAGUUCAACCAGGUUCUGGAGGAAUUUGGGGAGAAGUUCCAGGUGGAUGGGACAUACACACUCAUCAUCCGCCUGCGCCACAACGUCAUCAAGACCGGUGUGCGUAUGAUCAGCCUGUCCUACUCUCGCAUCUCAUUGGCCGACAUCGCCCAGAAGCUGCAGCUUGACAGUCCAGAGGAUGCCGAGUUCAUUGUUGCCAAGGCCAUCCGCGACGGAGUGAUCGAGGCCAGUAUUAACCAUGAGAAGGGCUACGUGCAGUCCAAGGAGACCAUGGACAUCUAUGGCACCAGGGAGCCUCAGCUGGCCUUCCACCAGAGGAUCUCCUUCUGUCUGGACAUCCACAACAUGUCUGUCAAGGCCAUGCGCUUCCCCCCCAAAGCCUACAACAAGGACCUGGAGUCAGCCGAGGAACGUCGGGAGCGCGAGCAACAGGACUUGGAGUUCGCUAAAGAGAUGGCUGAGGAUGACGACGACAGUUUCCCUUAGUUAGAAUCCUGCUUCCUGUGGCCGCAGGAUGUUUGUUUUGUUCCGUUCCGUUUGUAUGCUGCCAUCCAUCGGUAGAUCAUAAACACCCACAAUACCUUUUAUCGUCCUUCCUCCUUUUCUUUUGGCUCUGUAUUUUCCUGCCUUACCGUUGCACAGUUGACUGUAGAGCGAGCUAAAUCUGGCCUGACAUGGUCCAUCCGACUAAUCUAACCUAUAGCAUGUGUCUAUCUGUGAGGCAGGGCUUGAACUGAAAUAAAAUGUUUUGUUUUUUUUGUCUAAAUAAACUUGUUUGUGUAUGAUGUUAUGGGGUAUGUUUAGCCUAUUUAUGGUCAGCUAGUGCUACAGUCCCACGUGUCAAUAGGUAGGUUAAGGGUAAAGAAUGCAAAGAAUUAACAUGUAUUGGACUAUGCAUGGAAAUUGUAUAUUUUAAUGUAACUGGUGGGGUGGCAUUGAGAAUUAACAUAUUGUAUCCAGUCUCACAUCCUAUACAAACACAUCUGCUGCCCUGAUGCUCCUGAACAAAUAUAUCAUUGACCUCGUUGAAACGUAUGUAACAGUUCAAAUGGCAAUUUCUGGGGUUAGGGAAUUAGUCCGGUUGAUGUUGCCAACGCUGUUUAUCACACUAAUAUAGCUCACCGACCUCUACCAAUGCUCAAUAUGUGCAUGUAUCGCUUUGCCAGUGAUUGUGAUUGGAAAUGACUUGCAUAGUACGUUAUAUUUUAUUGGUGCGACCACAUCGCUGGAAAUUAUGGGGAAAACGUUUUCGCGACGUCGGAAAGUUUGCGUGAACGACACCUCAUGUCAUGACUGUUAUGAUUCUACUUCCGUUCGGCAACUUGGGACAAAUUUAGAUAACAGUUGCCCUGUGGGUGACGUACGGUUUACUAGUGACGCGCAUGAACAAGCGGAACAUGAACAUUUUACUCAAUAUAAAAGAACCAUCCAUCAUAUCACAUACUUUACUAUUGAUUGACGUUGUAACGUCUGUUGGAAAUCGACUUUGCUCAGUUUUAAAUGUUUACUGGUAAACCAGCUCUAGAUAAGGGGAAGUGUUGCCUUCGAUACAGUGGCAAUACUACUGUAUGUGCUUCUCAUAAUUAAAAACAAAAUGAUAGAAGGUGAUAGGCAUCAAGGGACAAAGGGCAUGCAAACUUGAAACUGAUCCUAAGUUCUGUUUAGUUCUGACUGGUUUUUAUCGGAACCCCCCCUGCUGUGUAGAACUUUUAGAUUCCGGCUGUUUCCCAAGUGCACAUGAACGGUCGCUGUCGGGAACCCGCGUAAGCGUGACCGUCAUCACUGGCGAGCGUUCUCGUUAUCACCAGGGGGGUAUACCACGAACCUCGCUGAACAUUCCCAGGCUUUCUUGGGAAAACCUGGCUUGACAGAGACGCGACUCGCAAUCAGAGUCAAAUGGUACCACUACCACGACG